This is a messenger RNA of Brassica oleracea var. oleracea, 2061 nucleotides long. RefSeq lists its product as uncharacterized. Lineage: Eukaryota; Viridiplantae; Streptophyta; Magnoliopsida; Brassicales; Brassicaceae. The record is from RefSeq and is a predicted model, not a curated record. The transcript is spliced from 5 exons. Bases 1 to 2061 code for a protein of 686 amino acids.
AUGGAACAUAUCUCCAGCUGCCGAAAAGCCUUGAGUGAGUGGAGGAAGCAACACAAUAUUAAUUCGGCAAAGCUAGUGGAGGAGUUCAAGGAGAAAGUUGAGGGUUUAUACGCAGAUGAUAGUGCGACGACUGAGGAAAUUGCAGCAGCGUUGAAAGAACUCUCUGAUGCUCUUAAAGCGGAAGAAAUAUUCUGGAAACAGAAGAUUGAGGACGAGGAAGGUCUGGUAGCCAUUGCUACUAGCUAUUUUCGGCAAAUCUUUGAGUCUUCUAUCCCAGAGGACAUUGAAGAGGCGCUAUCUGAAGUCCCUACGAUGAUUACGGGGUCAAUGAAUGACAGCCUUACAGCUCCUGUUUCUGAAUGGGAAAUCAAACUAGCUCUUUUUGCCAUGCAUCCAGAUAAGGCGCCGGGACCAGAUGGGAUGACUGCACUUUUUUACCAAAAGUUUUGGGAUAUAGUCAAGGAGGACUUAACUCUUAUGGUUAAUAAAUUCCUUUUUGAUGGGACUGUGACCAAUGGUCUGAAUGAUACAAAUAUAUGUCUUAUACCAAAGACAACUAAGCCCAAUGACAUGGCUCAAUUCAGACCCAUAAGCUUGUGCAAUGUCAGCUACAAGAUCGUCUCUAAGGUCUUAUGCCAUAGACUAAAGAAAGUCUUGCCAGGUUUGAUAUCAGAAACCCAGUCAGCUUUUGUCGCGGGAAGACAGAUUUCAGAUAAUAUCAUGAUUGCUCAAGAAAUGUUUCAUGCUUUGCGAACUAAACCGAGUGGACAUAAUAAGAGGAUGACCAUCAAGACAGACAUGAGUAAAGCAUAUGAUAGGAUGGAAUGGUCGUUUAUUGAAGCUGUGAUGCGAAAGAUGGGUUUCUCCGAAACAUGGAUCACCUGGAUCAUGAGGUGCAUUACAUCGAGGAUUAAUGCAACUACUCGACAAGAGAUUAAAGAUGUACUUGGCAUACAUAAUGAUGGUGGGAUGGGAAAGUACUUGGGAAUUCCAGAGGAUAUUAGUGGCUCUAAAUGCAAACUCUUUGCAUUCCUAAAGGAUAACCUGAUGCAUAGAGUAAAUGGAUGGACAGGUAGAUGGCUCUCAAAAGGGGGGAAGGAGGGAAUGAUCAAAUCCAUUUUGCUCGCUCUUCCGACAUACGUUAUGUCGACGUCUCUGCUCCCAUUGGAGAUUUUUGAAAACCUCGCUAGUGCCAUUGCACAAUUUUGGUGGAGUUCGAAUCCACCGAAAAGAGGAAUACACUGGGCGAAAUGGGAAAAGGUUUGUCUACCGAAAGAAGAGGGCGGAAUUGGCUUCCGUUUAAUCCAUGAGUUUAAUCUAGCACUAUUAGCAAAGCAAUUAUGGAGAUUGGUUCAGUACCCUGAUUCACUGGUUGCCCGAGUCUUGACGGGCAGAUAUUAUAGGAUGACCUCGCCAUUGGGCGAAAUCUCUGCAAGUAGUCCAUCAUAUGUUUGGACAAGCAUUUACGCCGCAAGGAAGCUUUUACUUCUGGGGAUCAGACAGAAGAUUCAUUCUGGUUAUGAAGUCAAAGUGUGGGAGGAUCCGUGGAUUCCAACGAUGCCUGCUAGACCAGCUACACCUGUAGCACCUGUGAUGCACCCGAAUAUGAGAGUGAGUGAUCUCAUUAACCAAGAUUUGAAGGAAUGGGACGUAGGGUUACUGGAGGCUUAUGUCCACUCCGAUGACAUAUCUCUCAUACGUAGUAUGGCCGUAAGCUCUACUCAUCGCCGUGAUACUUUCUGCUGGAACCACACGAAGAAUGGCCAGUAUACAGUUAAAUCUGGGUAUUGGGUUGCUCAAAACCUGUUGAAGCCAGAAGAGGAAAAAGAAAUAUUGGAACCAAGUAUCACUACACUUCAGGCCUUUGCUUGGAAGUUAAAAGCACCAAGGAAGAUGUGCCAUCUUAUAUGGGGAAUAGACAGAGACCCAUUGGAACUAGUUCGAUACGCAGAAAGUGAAUGUCAAGCCUGGUUUAAUGCAAACUACAUAAUACCACCAGUAGUUCAGAUGGAUAUUGGACAGCUUCUGAUCGCUUUAGUGGAUGUGGAUGGGUCUGAAUAG